Dicentrarchus labrax (European seabass) is the source of this 4418-nucleotide messenger RNA. It is a transcript of the gene mynn, whose product is annotated as myoneurin. Gene Ontology annotation, biological process: regulation of transcription by RNA polymerase II. The coding region runs from base 498 to 2783 and encodes 761 amino acids. The record is from RefSeq and is a predicted model, not a curated record. The transcript is spliced from 9 exons. Gene Ontology annotation, molecular function: RNA polymerase II cis-regulatory region sequence-specific DNA binding; DNA-binding transcription factor activity, RNA polymerase II-specific; protein binding. NCBI's taxonomy places the organism in Eukaryota, Metazoa, Chordata, Actinopteri, Moronidae. Gene Ontology annotation, cellular component: nucleus.
CGAAACCUUCGAAAUAAGAGCACAAUGUUUUCCGCGCUUUUUACCGCCACAGACACAGCUAGCUCUAGCUCCACACACCGCCCGCUCCUAUUGGACACCGACGGGCUGCAGUCGCGUCUGUGGCGGCUCGUAUAGCACACACAGCGUCCGUACGUCUGUGCCCCACCACCGACAACCAUCACAAGUCGCUUUUAAGCCGUCUACGACACCGCUGUUAGCAUUAGCAUGUCCGUGAGGCCCGCUCAGGAAGCAGGCGGGAGCUUUUAUUUUCCAAACCCAGCUCACCUGUCAGGGCUGCUGGAUCAGAGAAAGAAAUGUGUUCAGAAGUGUUUGUGUGGGUUGUUUGAGGUUGUUCACACUGUGGUUGUGUCCCCUCUUUCAUUCACAGCUGUCUCCAACAGAGAAAGCUGCGAUACAGAGAGUUAGAGAGGAGCUGGAGCGGACACACUACUGAGAGAAACUCUGACAUUGGAUUUUUUUUUUAACCAGCUGCAGAGAUGGCCCACGUCACCAAUCACGGGAAGCUGCUCUUACAGCGUUUACACCAACAGCGGGAGAUGGACUUCCUGUGUGAUAUAACCAUAAUGGUGAGGGACGUGGAGUUCAGAGCCCACCGCAACAUCCUGGCUGCGUUCAGCAAGUACUUCUCCUCCCGGGCGGAAAAGGGUCAAGAGGUCACAACCUUGGACCCCGAUAAGGUCAGCCGGUACGCUCUGGAGAAGCUUUUAGAGUUUAUUUACACCGGACAGAUGAACGUCAGCAGUACCAGACAAGCGGCUGUGCGUCGAGCGGCGGUGUUCCUGGGAAUGUCCGAGGCCACAAAGUAUCUGGAGGAACUCCCUCACUGGUCCGAGCCGAGCGAAACGUCCCAGUCGGAGGCGGAUAAAGAAGCCGGUCUCUCCCCUCCCAGUCCGGCCUCCCCCGGCAGCCCCAGCUCACCCGUUCCCCUGUCCAUCGUCUCCGUCGCGGGGGACUGGCAAGACGAGGGGAAGGACGGCAAAGAGCAGAGUGAUGUGGUCAAAGACGUAGACGUGGAAGAGGGAGACAAAAGUGAUGAUGAGUACACCCCCACUACGCCGAAGAGCGUCGGAAGAGGACAGGGGAGGAAGAGAGGCAGGCCUAAGAGUUUUAGUAGCGAGCAGGCGGAGGCGAGCAGCUCGGCGGAGGCCGCUCCAAAGACCCAGGGCUACAGGGGGAGGGGGAGAGGCAGAGGGAGGGGGAGAGGCAGGGGGAGAGGGAGAGCUGGUUUGACGAGUGAAGAUCUGUCUUUGGAGGAUUCGGACACCAGCGUGAAGGACAUCGGGGACACCUCCGCGGACUGGAGCCCCUCGCACGACGACGACGACGUCCCGGUCAAGAUCCCUCGCCUGAGCAGCGGAGAGGGGAGGAGAGGACGAGGCCGGGGGAGGGGGAGAGGCCGAGGGAGAGGGAGGGGACGAGGCAGGAGGAAGGUGGUGGUGGUGGAGGAGGAGGAGGAGGAGGAGGCGGAGGAGAGCGGCUGGGCGGGGACGGACGAGGACAAGGACGAGGACGAGGAAGAGGAGGGUGAAGUCGGGGAACAGGACCUGUCGGAGAUGGGCGAGCUGUCGCUGUCGUGCACCGAGUGCAACAAACAGUUUAAAGACGCGAGCAGCCUCCACCGACACGAGAAGAUCCACAAGGGCCUGAAACCCUUCGUCUGCAUCUUCUGCUCUAAAAACUUCAGACAAGCUACUCAGCUGAAAACUCACCUGCGCAUACACACAGGCGAGAAGCCGUUCAGUUGCUCCGACUGCGACAAAUGUUUUGCUCAGAAGUGUCAGCUGGUCGCUCACCGCCGGAUGCACCACGGGGAGGAGAAGCCUUACACCUGUGAGCGCUGCGGGUUCAAGUUCGCUACCUCGUCCAACUAUAAAAUACACAUCAGACUGCACAGCGGGGAGAAACCGUACGUCUGUGACAUCUGCGGUCAGGCGUUCGCUCAGUCCAGCACGUUGACCUAUCACAAGCGGCGGCACACCGGAGAGAAACCCUACCAGUGUGACCUGUGCGGCAUGUCGUUCUCCGUCUCGUCUUCUCUCAUCGCUCACGCGCGGAAACACACAGGUGAGACGCCGUACAAAUGUUCACAACCGCAGUGCGACUCGAGUUUUGUGACGUCGUCCGAACUGAAGAAACACAUGAGACGACUUCACCCAGAGGGGAACACCGGUGUGCAGUGUCUGCUGUGUGGAAACAGGUUCGCCAGCGUGAAGAACAUGAUCAAACACCAGGAGAAGGCUCACGCUGACGAAGUGCGACAACACAAGGAGAGAGCCCGAGCAGUCGUCCUCCUGGCCUCCAGUCAUCCUGUGGCGUUUGUCCAGAGCAAACUCUCCCAAGAAAACAAAGGUAUGGAUUCCAUCCCCGAAGGCGAGCCACCCAAUCCUGAACCCACCACCCCAAACCCCAAAGCCACAGCGCCAUCCGGUGACGACGACGCCGCCGCUGACGCCGCCGCCACCGACACCGACACCAUCAUCCAGGACUUCAAGGCGGAGUCCGCUCGCCCCUCUAUCAACGCCGCCGACCAGGUGACCUUCGAACCGGACCAGGAGCAGACCAUCAACUCGGACACCCUCCACGCUCUGGUGGAGCAGCUGCGGCCGCCGCCGUCCCCCGCCCAGAGCCCGGAGAAGAUGAUGAUCUCGAAGUACACGGACCACAUCGACAACGUUUCCGAGCCGUCCCCCGCCCAGAGCCUGGAGCAGAUCGUCAUCAUCAGGACGGUGGACAACGCCGAACACAACCCUCCUCCGCAGUGAGCGCCGAGCCGCACCGGCGUCUCUCUGCUGGAACACUUUUAACACACUCAGUCAUUAUAUCCCCGUAAACAACAGACGCCAACGCAACUUCGUAGCUUUGUUUAUUAUUUAUAUCAGUAAUUCUAACAUUAACAGCAACUUAAUGAAGCUUAUAGCUGAGCGAGCGGGUCACAUGAUCAGAUAUAAACGAACCUCCAGGUUGGACAAACUUAUCGGGGAAAGUAAAGUAAAGUAGUAAACAUCCUCCAUCGGUGUAACGUAGCGUACACACAGCGUUCCCCGCACAGUGACGGAUUAUUACCGUGUGCUCACGUUCAGUUUGACCUCCAAAUAAAGGGGUUCCGAUCUGAUGGCUCGAUGUUUUAUGUGCUUUGAGUUAGUCUGAUGUUAUUUUAUUUGUAAGAGUGAAGCUGAAAACUACAAAAAUAAGAUCAGAGUUGUAAAAAAAAAAGUGAUUUCCUGAGUUCCCUUUAGAGGAUUCAGAGUUUUACAUACAACAGGAAGGAAAGAGAGUUUGUGAAACCAGAAAAUAUCCGAAGCUGAACACAUUUAAUCCGUUUCAGUGUUUAGGAAGGAAGUGAUUCUCGUCGCUCGAACACAAACCUCAAACAUCGGAGUCAAAUAUAUAAACAACAGUGAGGAUUUCUAUUUAAAAAAAGACACUUUUUAAUCAGUUUUUGGUCUAAUUUACUAACUGAUCCAGAGGCAGAGGUUCAGAUUGAAUACAGACUCUCAUCAGUGUCAUAAAACCUGCUGCUCCGGUUUUGAGUUAACGUUCAUUAAUGGAGGGACGCAGCGUCCCCGAUGCAUAAAGUCGUCUGAUUUACCACAAAGUGUUGGCUUCAUUCUCUCAGCAGGAGCCUUUUUUUUUGUUAUUUUUCUACAAUAAAUGAGUUAAAUUGAGGGAUUUACAUUGUCAGGGGGGCUAAAAGUCAGCUUGGUGCAUCCUUAACUUCACAGCUGUAGACAGAUGUGAACCAGAGGAGGUUUUUAAAUCCAGCUUCUACUAAAAAUGACUGUUUGUAUCAUCACUAACGUCCGAUUUAAAUCUCCUCUCUGUGUCUGGAGUUCCUUUUCUUUCUCUGUUUGGAUGAAUAAUCAAUGUAAAGAAGUUGAUCAGACCUGAAUGUUGAUCAGAAAUAUAUAUAUAUAUAUUUAUAUAUAUAUAUAUAUAUAUAUAAAACCAGACCGCCAGUACGACUUAUGUUGUUUUAAUUAGUUAUGUAGUCAGUAGGAGUUGUUAUCGCCAUGAGAUCUGAUUUUAUUUAUCAUAAAUGUUUCCCCCCUUCAGUGUUUGACAUGUGAUGGCGGCUUUAUUAAUGUACACAAGGCCCUGUCGAUGCUCACCGAGGUUUUUUGUUUCAGUGUAAAAUAGUUCAUUUGUUUUUUAAAAAGCAGCUGUUUUAGGUCUUAGCAGAAGUGUUCGUGCUUCAGGUUUGAAAACUGCGUUAUUUACAGUAUUUCUAUCGACUCGAAAAGAGAGAAGAAGUUUGUUUUUGUUUUAUGAUUUAAUUUUUUCAUUUUGGAUAUAAUGUCUGCGUUAUUUGUACAGAAAUGUGAAUUACAUACAUAUAGAAGUUCACUACUGUAUAAAAGCUGUACACCAGGAAAAUAAAAUUAAAAAUGAGACAAAAA